AGAAUUAGUUGACAAAAUAUAGCUUUUUGUAGAGAUAUGACUUAAACGUUAUAAAACUGGCCGUCAUACAACCGCAUUUUGUUACGACCAAAGAAUAUCUUUCGAAAUUCGAUUAUAUUUUUUACCUUUUCUCGAAAAGUACAACGACAGUUUAAUAAGUAGUCCGAUGACUUCACUAUCGCAAGAUAACUUUGUAACGUUUGUUAUAGUAUUCUCGACGAAUCAAACUUGUAGUUUUGUUUUGCACGUGGAAACGUGUGGGUCCGCAGAUUUUAGAAAAAUGAAAGGAGAAUAAUAUUGGUCAGUGACUCGAGGCAUGUUAUAAGAAAGAAAAUUGUGAAGAUUUGCAUAUGUUGACCGUUCGAUUAGAGUUUUCGCGUUGGUUUGUAAUAAGUUGCGACUAUAGCUAAGUUGGACUAUAGCGAACCAAAUGAACACAAUGUUGUAUUUGUGGACCGCCGAUUGAAGAUGAAAAAGAUGGUAAGGAUCUCAAAAAUACAUUGGUCAUGUACUGCUUAAAAUAAUGGGCGUGACGAAACUGUGUACACAAUGCAGUGCCGCGUUUUCUCAAUCUGAACACGAAGAACCAUGAAUCCACUGAUACAGACCAGAGACCAAGGAACAGUCGAAACAGUUAGCAUCUGAAGAGUCGAAAAAUGUGAAGGUUUACAGAGCAUAAUCGAAAGGUUAUGGCCACUGUUUUCUGAGAUUCACAAGGUAUAAUCUACAUCGACUGCCUAUAAAAGACGAAAUGCUCAUGGGGGUCUACUAUGAAGAAUUAUUGAGUCGAUUCGAUGCGGAAUUACAGAACGCCCCUUCAGCAAAUUUUCUCAGGUGAAAUCGUCGAUCAACUCUCUACAAACAAUAUCACACAUAACAAUUCGGUUAUCUCGGCGAACCCGAAUGGUAAAAAUUCGACAUAACACGAACCAAACUGUUGAUUUGCAAGAAUUCACCUUCUUUAAUUUCGUUUACAAAUCAUUCCAAGCUGUCACGCUAGUGAUGAAUGUGUAGCUUACGACUGCAAAAACAAAGUAUUUUAAUUAAUUGGAUUUUCAAUGAGAUCGUUGUCCGAUGGAUUUUAUCAAUUAAGCAUGUUCAGCAUAUGUAGAGCGCUAAUAUCCGGCGCAAACACAUUUAAUUUGCCUGUUACAUGCAUAUUUCAAUCACAAAUUUAAAUAAAUUACAUUGCAAUGUGCAGUAAAGGCUUCAGUCCAGUCUUAUUGAACACGUAGCGGUGCCAAAACUGAAAAUAAUAAUAAAAAUGAAAGGGUUUAUAGUUUUUGCGGCGAUCAUUUUAGUAAUGGCCACAAAGGAAGUUCUGGCUGAAGAAAUGAUGACGCUACCAAUGGGUCUAUUACUCGAGACCAUCGAACCGUAUGCCAGGGAAUGUGAGCCCAAACCUGAAAGAGUGCACGCGGAAGAACUCUUCUUGAAUAAAGAGGACGCGCAUCCCAUAACGAAAUGUUUGCGACGUUGUCUCAUGGACCAAUUUGACUUAUUCGUAGAGGAUAGCACGGAUGUGAAAACGGAGAAGCUUGUAAGCUGGCUGGUGCUGCUGUAUACCGACAAAAUGGACGAACUCAACGAAAUCUCCAAUGGUUGUAAUGAGAAAAAUGUUGAAAUGGGCAUAACUGAUAAAUGCGAAGUUGCGCACUCAUAUGCCAUGUGCAUGCUGAAGGAAAUGCAAGAGCGCGAAUAUGAAAUACCCGAAGUGGAGCAAUGAUGGGCCAUAAAAAAUUGUGGAAUUUUGAAAUUUAUGUACAUGUAUUAAAUUACUAAUCCUAUGCAAGCAAUGCUCAAAAUAUGAAUUUGAACUUCAUUAGUGGAAGUGUCGAAAGCCGGUAAAUCGCUGGCACAUGUAUACAUCGUUUUCCAGAUCUCGGAGUUCAACAACGCUCUUAUUUUUCAUGACUUGGCCUAUCCGGAAUGUGAUACUCGCUGUUGGUUAAUGGAGUCGCUGAGUUUAGAGAUAAGAAGCUUCUUCUGAAAACACUACCUACUUUCGACGGUACCCGAAAGAAUCCAGAAUUACACAUCGUUAACAAGUACAGUUAACAGCUAGACCAGCUCCUCACAUGUAUCUUCAGUUUUUGAAAAAUCGAAAUGAAGGGAGAAUAUUUGCAGUCACAAGUAGCUUAUGAACUCAACCACAUCUAACACCGUUAUAAUAAAAUGUUUAUCUACAAACUCUAAUGGUAUUUUAAAGCAUAGCAUGUCAUGUCCAUCUAAAUACUUUGACUGAUUAC
This is a messenger RNA of Zeugodacus cucurbitae (melon fly), 2249 nucleotides long. RefSeq lists its product as uncharacterized. The record is from RefSeq and is a predicted model, not a curated record. The coding region runs from base 1265 to 1726 and encodes 153 amino acids. The transcript has 6 exons. Gene Ontology annotation, molecular function: odorant binding. NCBI's taxonomy places the organism in Eukaryota, Metazoa, Arthropoda, Insecta, Diptera, Tephritidae.